CAUCAUAAAAGCAAUAAGCAACAACAAGAUUCUUCUUAAUAAUAUCUACUACUAGUCCAUCUUCCUUUCACUCUCACAUCUUUUAACUCUCCAAUCCAAUUCCAGGUAUCUUGUUGAAGCAAUAUGGAAUGAAUGAGUGAUAAUGGCCGCAGCUGAAGCAAGAGCAGCAUGGCAACGAGCUGCAAACCGUUGUUUUGUUCAAGAAGAUGCAAAAAGAGCUCCCAAAUUAGCAUGUGUUCCUUCAUUGUCUAAACAAGUCGAAACAAGGCCUCCUACUAAUGGCAUUGACGAUUUUGCCCCUCCCACGUCCAAUUCAUUGUACUCAAACCUCUCGCCUGAUUCUAGAUGGUGGCUACAUUUGCAGCCUAACUAUAUACACCAACAAGGAUUGGCUAAUGAACAUGUCAACACUUUGGAGGACGGAAACUCUCAUCAAUUUGUCGACAUUAUGGAUUCUCAGUCUGUUAAGGUUGAGAAUAUAGGAGAAGAAUCCUAUGAGUUUGUGGAAAUGGAUUCUGUUUAUAAAGAGCUGGAUGAGUUCAGUUUGGACUCGGAGUUUCCUCAUUGGAUGGAGAUUGAGAAGAGCCACGAGCUGCCAUGGUGGCGAAUGACCGAUAGAGAUGACCUGGCAUCCUAUGUGGCGCAGAAAUCACAUGAUUUCAUUGAGAAUUGUGAUCUUCCUUCACCUCAACACUCAAGUCUAAAGAGGGACCCAGAUGCCGAGGGUCAAUGCCUACCUAAAAAAGAUGAAAACUUUACAUCAUUCGGGAUGUCAAAGCCGCAAAAACGCCAAUGUCAAGCAACUGUUCAUGGUAGUCAGAAUAGCAGUUCAUGGCCAGUCAGCCCUUUAAGCACACAGAGCAGUGGGAACACGGUUCCUGAAGGUUCAAAAGAAACUACUUCUCCUGAGAUGGAUCAAAGCAAGCGCAAGUUAUUAGAAGCUCUCCGACAUUCUCAAACACGAGCACGAGAAGCAGAAGCAGCAGCAAAACAAGCAUAUGCAGAAAAAGAACAUGUUGUGAAGCUCAUCUUCAAACAAGCAUCUCAAUUGUUUGCCUACAAGCAAUGGCUCUAUCUUCUACAGCUCGAAAAUCUUUAUAACCAAAUUAAAACCAGCAGGAUCACCCCAGCCUUUCCCACUUCUCCAUGGCACGUGUCCCGAAACAAAACACGCAGGGGCUUUCCUUCCAAGAAAAAAUUACGUGCAAAACGAUGUAGCGGUGCUCCUAGUAACAAACAUGAUGUAGGUAAGUAUGCCGUGGCUUUGGCUGUUGGAUUAGGACUUGUUGGUGCAGGUUUGUUUCUUGGGUGGACUGUGGGCUGGAUGUUCAUCUAGUAUUCAUAGAAUUGGGUAAUUGUAACACCUAAUGUGCUGAUGUACAUAGUAGUUGUAUUUGUCAUGUCAGCUCGCAGUAUAUAGUUUUGGUCUGUAUAUAGUUUUGUAACGAGUUUGCAAUUAAACUUAUGUGGUCAUUAUGUGUGACAUCUUAAAUGCUGAAAAUCAUAGAAUGGAACUAUUUUUUCAUGUAGCAA
This is a messenger RNA of Erigeron canadensis, 1533 nucleotides long. RefSeq lists its product as uncharacterized. The transcript is spliced from 3 exons. NCBI's taxonomy places the organism in Eukaryota, Viridiplantae, Streptophyta, Magnoliopsida, Asterales, Asteraceae. The coding region runs from base 143 to 1336 and encodes 397 amino acids. The record is from RefSeq and is a predicted model, not a curated record.